Durio zibethinus is the source of this 1992-nucleotide messenger RNA. It is a transcript of the gene CKX7, whose product is annotated as cytokinin oxidase 7. The record is from RefSeq and is a predicted model, not a curated record. Gene Ontology annotation, biological process: cytokinin metabolic process. Lineage: Eukaryota; Viridiplantae; Streptophyta; Magnoliopsida; Malvales; Malvaceae. Gene Ontology annotation, molecular function: cytokinin dehydrogenase activity; FAD binding.
GCCAAUAGCGAUCACAACGUCAACCAAGGCAUUGAAACUUUUGCUGACAUCACCGUUUUUUAUUCCUAUAUUAGUUAAAUUAAAUUAAAAAAAAAAAUUUUGGUUCAAAAACCAUACCAAUUUCAGCAGUAUUUAAAGCCCUUCCCUACCCAUAACCUCCAAACACAGCUUAGAUAUAUAGUUCUCUGAAUCAACAAAAACUACCCUUCUAUUUUUUCUCUUUUGUAUUUUGCAUACAAAAACAGAGAAGGCGAAUUUCCCAUUAGCAAACAAAGAUGAUAGCUUGUUUGGGACGAAUCGUACACGACAACGACGCCGAGUCGAAACUCGACGACGAUGUUUCCAGUAUAUCUAAAUCUCUUGACCUCCAAGGCAGCAUCGAAAGCGGUUGUGUUACGGGCUUGGCUAGUAAAGAUUUCGGUGGUCUUUAUUCGGUUAAGCCCUUGGCUUUAAUAAAACCGUCUGGAGCCGAGGAUAUAGCUCGUGUCGUUAAGGCCGCGUCGAGGACUUCACAUCUGACGGUUGCGGCGAGGGGUAACGGCCACUCGAUCAACGGUCAGGCGAUGGCCGGUGGAGGGCUCGUGAUAGACAUGCGUUCCACGGAGGAAAACCAUUUCAAAUUCUUCAAAAUUAAUGGCUCUCCUUAUAUCGAUGUCUCCGGUGGGGCAUUAUGGGAAGACGUCUUGACACGGUGCGUUUCGCUGUUCGGUUUGGCUCCUCGGUCGUGGACCGAUUACUUGAGCUUAACGGUGGGUGGGACUUUAUCUAACGCUGGCGUUAGUGGACAGACCUUCCGUCAUGGUCCCCAAACGUCGAACGUGACCGAAUUGGAUGUUGUAACUGGAAAAGGAGAAAUAACGGUUUGCUCCGAAAGCCAAAACUCUGAACUCUUUUUUGGAGUUCUCGGUGGGCUUGGUCAGUUCGGUAUUAUUACCCGAGCAAGGAUUAAGCUACAGCCAGCUCCGGACAUGGUAAGAUGGAUAAGGGUAGUGUAUUCUGAGUUCGAGGAAUUCACUCGGGAUGCUGAGUUUCUGGUUACUCAGAAAGAAAGUGAGUCGUUUGAUUACGUAGAAGGGUUCGUCUUCUCCAACAGUGAUGACCCGAUUAAUGGCUGGCCAUCUGUGCCAUUGGACCCAGACCAUGAGUUCAACCCGGCUCACAUCCCUCAAACUGCCGGCUCCGUCCUGUACUGCCUCGAACUGGCUUUCCAUUACCGCAACAGUGACUAUCCUUCAACAGUAGAUACGACCGUAAGCAGACUUCUUAGACGGCUAGCAUUCGUGGGCCGGGUAAAAUUCCAGGCGGACGUCAGCUACGUGGAGUUCCUAUUGCGUGUGAAGCGAGCGGAGGAACAAGCGAAAGCCAAUUGCAUUUGGGACAGCCCUCACCCUUGGCUGAACCUCUUCGUGUCCAAAUCAGAUAUCGUUGAUUUUGAUCGGACGGUGUUUAAAAGAAUGGUGAAAAAUGGAGUCGGUGGGCCCAUGCUGAUCUACCCUCUUCUGCGAAGCAAAUGGGAUAAUCGCACGUCCGUGGCGCUACCGGAAGGGGAAAUCUUCUACAUCGUGGCGUUGCUCCGGUUCGUUCCCAAGGGCCCAUCGGUUGAAAAAUUGGUUGCACAAAACCAUGAGAUUGUUAAUUGGUGCAUCAAAGAGGGUUUGGAUUUCAAGCUGUAUCUCCCUCACUACCAGUCAAAAGAGGAUUGGAAAAGACAUUUUGGGAAUCAAUGGACUAGAUUUGUGGAGAGGAAGGCCUGUUUUGAUCCUAUGGCCAUCCUUGCACCUGGACAAAAAAUUUUUAAAAGGACCCAUCAAUCAUAAUUAGUUGGCAAUUGUAAUUUUAAUUUGUUAAUUUCCCUUAUCCAAAUUUAUCAUCUUUAAUGUUUCCCCAUUAAUUGGUGGGUCAGGUCCAUUUUGCAAUUGUUUCACAAUCAAUGUUGGAUUAUCAGUGUACAGGAAAUAAUUCUUGAUCAAAUAACUUGAACCUUUUUAUUUU